This is a messenger RNA of Centropristis striata (black sea bass), 1637 nucleotides long. RefSeq names its product probable G-protein coupled receptor 160. The transcript is spliced from 2 exons. NCBI's taxonomy places the organism in Eukaryota, Metazoa, Chordata, Actinopteri, Perciformes, Serranidae. The coding region runs from base 173 to 1276 and encodes 367 amino acids. Gene Ontology annotation, cellular component: signaling receptor complex; plasma membrane. The record is from RefSeq and is a predicted model, not a curated record.
GGCCAAAAGAGCUGCCUCAAAGGGAACUGCUCCACCUGACAACAAUCAUACACCUCCACGACAAGCCUUGAUGAAAGCAUGCAGGAUCUCUACUGAAACUCUGCGGAGUAGGACAACACUGAGCUCAGAGCAGCAUCCUGACACUGAACUGAGCCCUGCUGCGAAAACAUAAAUGCUGCCUGAGUCAACGGCGUCUCCAGAAGCAAGCAAGACUGUCAAAAUGCUGGCAAUUAUAGAGCAAAGGAACACGCUGUCCGGCUGUCACGCAGACCUCACCGACAAGUAUCUGCUACUUAUGCUUUUCAAGUUGGGAAUGGACAUAGCUGUCAUUUUCUUAUGCUGCCGGAAGCCGUUUCACUCCUUUUUAGCCAUGUGCAGCUCGUCCAUUGUCUUGGCUGACUCGUUGAUGGUGUUUUUAAUCGCACACAUUUGGUUUUUGGGGCCUGAAAGGUAUCCUGUGUCACUUUGUUUCCUCAUGGCUUAUGCCUCAGCAGCCUAUGGAGCACUGCCAUUGCCAAUAAUUUGCCUGGGUUUAUUGGACUACUUUUUAGAAGAUACCUAUCUCAGCAACCAGAGAGCCUGCUGCAAAUUCCUACGGAAUGCAGUGUUGACUUUGCUGGUGUGGAUGCUAGCUGUUAUUUACACCUUUUGGUCUGUCCAACCUGAUCUGAUGGAAAUGGAUUUUGAGAAUGGGAUAAAGGCUCUAGUGUGUGAAGUGGAGGAGUCCACACUGAUUGACUACUUAAUUUUGGGAGUUUUCGCAGCAGUCAUUUUUACAAUGCUGCCCUUUUGGUCAAUGAUUCCCCAGUGGAUGAAAGAGGCGGAGAGGUUAUCUGAAGCGAGGGAGGAGCGAGACAACCAGAGCAGCGACUUGCUGUUCACUUCGACCUGCAACACGGAAACAAAAAUCGGCGAGGAGAAUUAUCUGCAGGACACCGUCCAAAUGUGCCCGCCUCUGUGGGCCAGCCUAACAAUGGGUUUUGGUGCGUUUUGGAUGCCUUACCUUUCUGUGUCUGUGGCCUGUUUGAUCUUUGGCUUUGCAGUACCUUCCUACAUCACUGUUAAUCUUCUGUGGCUGGAGUGUACAAACAGUUUACUGAUGGGUGUGGUGUUCUGGGUAAAGAGCAAAAAGCAAGGGCCGUACAGCAACCUUCCUGAAAACGUGUGCAUGUGGCAUGUUUACUGGCAUUUGAGCAAAGGAGCACAACACCGACAGCUCCCUAUGGCUGUGUUUAACCCUUCAAAAGAGAAGAGGAACACUCUCCUCUAUGUGUAAGAGACAAAUAGCUCAACAACAAACCUGUUACAUGACCUGAACUGAGAGCAACUGAAAACUAUAUUAUGAGAAAGUGGAAAAAAUACUUAAGCCAGCAUUAUCUAUGAAUGGUCGGUCUUUGUAAAUGCUGCGUUAGAUGCAUGAAGUGACCAUCAGCACACGCAGGAAUUUUGACAAGAGACUGAUCAUUAAGCUAAACCUUUGUAAAUAUUUAUAUAAUCACCAUAAAUAUUCUAUAUUCUACAUUGCUUGGUAUGAAUUUUUUUACUUGAGGAAAAUUCUAUGUCUAUGUAUUCUGUUUUGAUAUUCUGUCCUUAAAAAAGUAAUAAAUGUUUAUUAAUAAAGACAACUUUGUCACUGA